UCUGAAUAUUUCCUAUAUUGCACUGGAAACUGGCGUUCGUGACGAAUCACGGGAAAUCACAUUUCCUAUUAUUAUCCUGGACACUACUAGGAGAUUAAUGUGUAUAGAGUCAAAUAUGUUCGAUAUAAACUUGUCAACAAAAUUUGUUCUACUGCAAUUCGUAACCGGAUGCAUCUGUCUUCAUGAUAUAUACAAGGGAAAUCAAGUAUGGAGAGUAAAGGCUGAUACAGCAUACGAUAUUAAACUUAUGAAUGACUUAUCUCUGCAUCCAGAUAUAGAGAUCGAACGACAUCGCACUUUAGCCAACCAUGAUACCUUCGACCUUCAUGUUUCCAAAGACAAUUUGAAUAAAGUUCAAUAUCUUAUUAAUUCGGUUGGAUUGUCUCACCGUGUUAUUGUUCAUGACGUGAAAACUAAACUUGAUUUCGAGGACCUCAGGAAUAAAAGAAGAAAAAAGAGAUCCAUCGAGAAACUUCCUGAAUUUAAUUAUACUGUUUAUCAUCCGUUAAACGAGAUUGAACAAUGGAUGGAUCUUAUGGCAGCCAAAUAUACAUUUGUUGAAAAAUUUAAGAUUGGAAGUUCGACAGAAGGUAGACCAGUGCAUGGUCUGUACGUGGCAAAAAAUUUUAAUAACAACAAUCCGGUAUUUUAUAUGGAUGCAACUACCCAUGCUCGAGAAUGGAUUUCAUCAGCAACACUAAUGUUCGUUUGCAACCAGGUUCUAUCCAAUGCAUCGUAUUCAAGUCUCCUGGAAAAUUUGGAUUUUUAUUUUGUUCCUGUCGUAAACGUAGAUGGGUAUUCAUAUUCAUGGACUGAUGCACGAUUGUGGAGAAAAACUCGAACACCUUACAUAGAUAAUGAAACUGGCGAAACUUGUUAUGGGGCAGAUGCGAACAGAAACUGGGAUGUCAAUUUUAAAGGCCUAGGCGCAAGCGACAAACCAUGCUCAAUUGUUUAUCAUGGACCUCAUGCAGAAUCAGAACCUGUAAUACAUCAUCUGGCAAAUUUUGUUCGAAGAGAAAAAUCAAAAAUCAAGGCUCUUGUGUCGUUCCAUAACUAUGGUCAACAGAUAUUAUACCCUUAUAAUCACAAUCUAACAUUGAUUCCACGGACAGAAAAAGAACUUAACGAUACAGCAUUCAAAAUGAAACUGGCGAUAGAAAGCGUUCACGGAUCAACAUAUGAGCACGGUCGUGGAUCUGUAACAAUGUAUGUAUUCUCAGGGAGCACGAGCGACUGGGCGUAUGAAAAAGCCGAAAUUGAGUUAAGUUAUACUUUGGAACUCAGAGAUCAGUGGGGACCUUUUUACUUCGAACUUCCAGCUGAUCAGAUCAAACCUACUAGCGAAGAAAUAAUGGCUGGAAUUGAAGUUUUAGCCAACACUGUGAUAAACAAACACAAAAAAAGUUGAAAAUUUUUUAUUUUCAAAACGAAGCAUACACAAGAUUAAUGCUUGAAGUAUAGGUUGAUUAAAUAUUAAUAUUUCAUAUGAAUUAAUUGCAUUAUACACUUAUUGUAAUACAACUCGUGCUUUUCGUCAUUGAAUAUUUUUUGACUCAUUCCGUAAAAGGAUAUAUAUAUAUAAAUUAAUUUCUGAAAUCUAAUCCUAGUUUAAGAUUUUAUUACCAAGUGAAAUUUUCGGGUGGCAGACAAAAAAGAUUUUGUUGUUAUACAUUUUUAUCAAAUAUGAUAUUUCGAUAAAAACGGUAAUUAAACACAGAAUUAUAUUUAGAGAAAAGAUAUAUAUAAUUGAAUUCCACAUGCAUAUGAAAAUUUUGCUAUUUAGUUUGACAGUUAUGAUUCAAAGCAGUGCUUAUGAAUGAAGUUUUUGAUGACUAUUUUUACUUUGUAUUUUUGCGUUGACUAUACUUAGAAGAAAUAGUCAGAAUGCGGAAUGAACGUGACAGUGAUAUAUAUACUUUCAAUUAGCUAGCGCUUACAUGUAAAAAUUGUUCAUAAUUAUUACUAUUUUAUUGCGAUAAGAGUAACUACAUCUAAAGGUUUUUUCUGUCAUCUCCAGCAGAAUAUUUUGCUCAAAUUCGAUCCAACACCCGACGUAUUACAAUUCUGCACUUCAUGCCAGUCAGAGACCAGGUAACAUUUCAGGCUUACGAAGCUUUUGCAUCGAUUUGAAAAGAUUUAAAGGCUUUUGAGUAGUUCUGUUGUGAGCCAAUGCCACUUCAGAUUUAAAAAAGAUCAAGUCUUGUGUGCCGACUAGCGCAGCCCUAGCCCCGGCGCCGUAGGUUGUGUCAUGCAAACGAAUGUCGUUUUCACGUAGUGUUGUAUACAGUUGUUUCCCAUAUUUUGACGGGUGUAGAUGAAGAAUGUAGUUCUCUGCUAUGUUGAACGAUUCUGUAAUUAUGGAUUCAAUACCAUCACACCAAGGAUUCGGUCGUUGCAUUGAUAUUUUCUCAACGUGUAUUGGUAGUUCGGGCUUCAAAAGGUGAAUACGGAGGGAAAUUUUGGUGAAAAAGUCGUUCUGAAAAGCAAAAAUAUUUCAAGUUUUGUUGAGCUAUUUUGUCCGAGUUGUCCUUAGAUUGUUGACUACUAAACGUAAUGAAAUAUAAUAUAGACAUAUGCGCCCAGAGCUUCCAAAUGUGUUAAAAGACAAC
Styela clava is the source of this 2612-nucleotide messenger RNA. Its product is annotated as carboxypeptidase B-like. NCBI's taxonomy places the organism in Eukaryota, Metazoa, Chordata, Ascidiacea, Stolidobranchia, Styelidae. Gene Ontology annotation, molecular function: zinc ion binding; metallocarboxypeptidase activity. Gene Ontology annotation, biological process: proteolysis. The record is from RefSeq and is a predicted model, not a curated record.